AUGACGGGUCGUAAGAGCGGGGUAGCCACUCGCAUCAGAGAGGUGGCACCUGAGAUGCGCUGGACUCACUGCAGUGUCCACCGUGAGGCACUGGCAGUGAAGAAGAUGCCUGAUGACCUGAAGUUUGUGCUGGACUCUGCUGUAAAAACUGUGAACUUCAUAAAGUCCAGACCGAUGAAUGCUCGCUUAUUUCAUGUGCUCUGCGAGGAGAUGGGUAGUGAGCAUGUCCAACUCUUGCUUCAUACUGAAACAGGAUUGAGGGAAGAGCUGAGGUUUACCCACUCCAUCUGCACCAAAAGUGAAGCCAACAUGAAAGUGUUUGCAUCUGGAAGGCGGCCAUUGGUCUGGUUCAUAUGUUUGCUGAGUUUGCCGGCUGCAGCGUGUCAAAAUGUCCGCCUGUGGCCCGCCAAGUGCUCGGGCAGACUGGAGGUGCUCCAUAACGGCCAGUGGGGAACCGUGUGUAACGACAUGUGGAACAAGUUGAACUCUGUGGUGGUGUGCCGCGAGCUGGCCUGUGGACCCGCCACUGACUCCACCAGAAGUGGAGCGGGUCGGGCCACGGGGGAAAUCUGGUUGGAUGACGUCAAGUGCAAAGGCAACGAAUCCUCCAUCCUGUCUUGUCAGCACAACGCCAUGGGAAACCACAACUGCGACCACUCCGAGGACGUGUCAGUGGUAUGCUCAGACCCAGUGAGAUUCUCUCACAGCACAGACCGCUGCUCUGGAACUUUGGAGGUCUUCAAGAGUAGUUCAUGGAGCACGGUCUGUUACAACAACUGGACCCCCGAGCUGUCGAGAGCUACGUGUCAGCAGCUGGACUGUGGACUUCCCAAAGCUGCCAACGCAACCGUUCAGACAUACAAGGGGCUCGUGAGCAGUUGUGUUGGAAACGUAACGUCGGUGUCAGAGUGCACUCUCACAAAUAGCGCAGACAUGUGCCAAGGCGUAGCUCUGUCCUGCACAAGUUUCAGAGAUAUAAGGCUUGUGAAUGGCUCUGACCGUUGUUCUGGACGAGUGGAAGUGUUUUUCAACAAAGGGUGGGGGACAGUGUGCGACGACAACUGGGACAUGAAGGACGUCCAGGUGGCGUGUCGAGCCAUGGACUGUGGCGGCCCCAUUGAGGCAAAGCACCAUUCGUUUUUUGGCGAAGGUGAUGGCCAGAUCUGGCUGGACAAUAUGGACUGUGCUGGAAACGAAUCAAACCUGGCAGACUGUACCCGCAAUCAACUGGGAGAUCACAACUGUGGGCAUUCUGAAGAUGCUGGCGCUGUCUGCUCCUCUCACAUCAGACUGAUUAACGGCACCAGUGGCUGCUCUGGCAGAGUGGAGUUCAGUGUUGGUGACCAGUGGUCGUCAGCCCGCCUGUCCACCUGGGCGCUGAAGGAAACUGUAGUCGUGUGCCGGGAGAUUGACUGUGGCGAGGCGGUGUCUUUCUCAGGAUCAAAUACUGCAAAUGAACCUUUGAGCAUCCACGACGUUACCUGCAAAGGCACUGAAGGGUCACUAAAAGAAUGCACGAUAGAACGAUAUAAUCGGAUAAAAGGGGAUAAAUCCGAAGAUGCAACAGUUGUUUGUACAGGUAAAGUUCUUUUGUCGGAUGGGCCUAACCGUUGUGCUGGGAGAGUGGAGGUACACCACAGCGGCCAGUGGGCGGACGUGUGCCCCGAUUCCUUUGACAUGAACGAUGCGCAGGUGCUCUGUAAGCAACUGAACUGUGGCUCCGUGCACAAAGUUAUUACCUCCACUGGUAAAAUGUCAGCAAAGCUCUGGGUGGACGACGUUGGCUGUAGCGGGAACGAGUUUCAAUUCUCCAUGUGCCCACUACAGUUCAGAAACAAGACAUGCUCCAGCUCUGUGGUGGCGGGAGUCAUAUGUGGAGAUGGCGUUGUUGUUCGCUUGAGCAAUGGUCAAGACCGGUGUUCUGGGCGUGUUGAGGUCCACCACGGAGAUACCUGGGGAACGCUGUGUUCUUCAGGCUGGGACGUCAACAAAGCCAAAGUAUUGUGUGACAUGUUGGAAUGUGGACACGUACAGAAUGCUUCGAUUACGGGUGUUUAUCCUCCCGGCAUGGGGCCGGUGUAUAACCCCACCGAUGCCUGCUUCAACAGCCUGACGUCCAUGCACCGGUGCUCUCUCAUUGGCUUCCCGUCAUCAACAUGUGGUCAUGACAAGGACAUUAGUAUUAAAUGUGGAGGCGACUCCUCCAUUCGGUUUGUGAAUGGAUCAGACCGGUGCUCCGGCAGAGUGGAGAUCCUUCACAACGCCAAGUGGGGCACUAUAUGUGAUGAUGACUGGGACAUUCGAGACGCCCAGGUGGUGUGCCUGUCCAAAGACUGUGGCACGGCGCUGAUGGCGGUGCCCGGCAGCUUCUUUGGCCCAGGGUUUGAUGACAUCUGGCUGGAUGAUGUGAACUGCUUGGGGAAUGAGUCUUCGAUUGUACAAUGUGAACACCCAGAUUUUAGUAACCACAACUGUGGGCACGGAGAAGAUGCUGGGGUCAUCUGCUCAGCCCACCUCAGACUGCUCGGCGGUCCUGACCAGUGCUCGGGCAGCGUGGAGCUCUACCACGAUGGAGAGUGGUUACCCGCAGUCAAUACAAACUGGGGAAUGAACGAAGCGACCGUCAUUUGCAAGGAGAUGAACUGCGGCGACAUCAAGUCCACAACCGGAUCAUUCCUUCAAAAAGAGCUGCAGAAAGGCUUCAAAGUCAGCUGUACUGGCCGAGAGAGCAGCCUCAGCCAGUGCAACGUCAGGGCCUACGCCAAGACCCAGCCGACUGAGCAACUGCGCUAUGCUACAGUCACAUGUUCAGGUAUUGUGAAAUUGAAGGAUGGUCCGAACCGCUGCGCCGGCAGAGUGGAGGUGUUCCACAAAGGCCGCUGGGGAAAUGUGUGUGGUCAGUCCUGGGACAUGAACGACGCUAAAGUGGUGUGUCAGCAGCUGAACUGUGGCCAAGCCUUCAACCUCACCACGGACCCGAGCCUGUACGGCCACGGCACCGCCACGUUCCAGGUGGAGCACAUGGAGUGUAACGGCCGCGAGUCCCUGCUGGAGCAGUGCUCCCUCGUUCAUGGGGGCAAGGAAUGUAACCAGUCCUCUGUGGCUGCGGUCAUCUGCUCAGACAGCCUGAACAUCCGGCUGGUCGAAGGAUCUGACCGCUGCACCGGGAGAGUAGAUGUGCGCAUGGGGAGCGUGUGGGGCGCAGUGUGUGGGGCGGACUGGAGCGUGGAGAAGGCUGAGGUGGUUUGUGAGCUGCUGGACUGUGGACAAGCCAUCAGCGUGAGCACCGUGCCACACAAAGCAGCUGUCCCUGUAUCGGAUCCGGGCGCUGAGUGUUUCAGCAGCAGGCAGGCUCUACAGCGCUGCCUGACCAGUGGCCUGCCACGAUCCACGUGUGCGCAGAGUCAAGACGCCAGUGUUUCCUGUGCAGCUCUAGUCCGUCUGGCCGAUGGCCCGCACGCCUGCUCUGGCCGUGUGGAGGUGUUCCACAAAGGAGAGUGGGGGACGGUGUGCAACGAUGACUGGGACAUGGACGAUGUGCGUGUGGUUUGCAGACAGCUGGGCUGUGGAUUCCCAGUCUCCUCCUCUGUGGACGGCAGCGGCAAAGGCCAAAUCUGGCUGGACAACGUGCAGUGUCGCGGGACAGAAGCCUCCAUCGCCCAGUGCACUCAUAACGGCUGGAGCAAUCAUAACUGUGGCCACGAGGAGGACGCCUGGGCCUCCUGCCUGGACGUGCUUCAAAAGCCCAAAAUUCUGCUGAACCCGGGGGCAGAGGUGAAAUGGGGGGACACCGCCUCCGUGACUUGUGCAGUGUCGAACCAUGAGGCAAGGGGGACUUUCACGCUGAGGAAACUCAACAGCACAUUCAAAAUGGAGAAAUUCUCAGAGAACUUGGCUGCGGUGUUCACCCUUCCCUUUGUGAGCCUCAACCACAGCGGAUCCUACUACUGUCAAUACAGAAAGAACGUAGGGAGGGACGUCAACUACUUUCCUGAAGGAGACAGUAUGGAGCUCACAGUCAAAGUGAGCCUGGACCGGCCUGACAUCCUUGUGACGUCUCUGGACCCGAUGAUCAAGUCCAGUCUUCACAAUAUCUCCAUCUCCCGAGGCCACAGCUUCAACCUGACUUGUUCUGUGCGGUCCAUCUUCCCGGGCGGCUUCUUCUACAUCAUCAAGGCCAAGAGAAAAGCCAGCGAGUCCAAAGCAGCGGUGCACCAACCCGAGGGGGACCUGGUGAAAUCGGUCUUCCUGUUUCAUAAUGUGCAGUAUGUGGACAAAGGCGAUUACAGCUGUGUUUUCGGGGUCAAUCUCUCCACGCAAACGUUCGACUCAGUCCCAUCUCCAAACAUCCACAUUACUGUGGUCGCCGGGUCGUCUACGUCUGUCGCAUUGGGGGUGGUGAUUGCCCUGCUCCUGCUGGGGGUCCUGCUGGGGGUGGGCUACUUCGUGUGGAAGAAGAGGAGAUGGAACACAGACAGCAUGGUCAUGUUCGUGAACCGACUGGGAGGAGCGCUGCAGGACAUCGGAAACAACGUAAGAGCCGGAGCUGCCGUGCCACACAGCUUCUCCAACAUUAACGUGGACAUGGACGGGAUCGAAGACCCUCCAGGAACUGUCAACAACGAUCACGAACCACUCGUCUUUUCCAAUUAA
Messenger RNA from Knipowitschia caucasica, 4653 nucleotides. Lineage: Eukaryota; Metazoa; Chordata; Actinopteri; Gobiiformes; Gobiidae. The record is from the annotation of a GenBank genome assembly.